Schistocerca serialis cubense is the source of this 4564-nucleotide messenger RNA. RefSeq lists its product as uncharacterized. The transcript is spliced from 6 exons. The record is from RefSeq and is a predicted model, not a curated record. Bases 8 to 1711 code for a protein of 567 amino acids. Lineage: Eukaryota; Metazoa; Arthropoda; Insecta; Orthoptera; Acrididae.
GGUGCGCAUGACGUGCUCUGGCGGGAGGAGGAGGAGGUGGUCUUUGACCCGCGAGGUCCGUGUCAGGGGCGGCGCGGCGGCAGAGCGGCCCGCGGUCAGUGUUGGAGUGGCGAUGGAGUGCGGCACAGUGAGUACGUGGUGUCUGGCGGCGCUGCUGCUGCUGCCGCUGCUGCUGGGGGCCCUAGCGGACCGCGCGAGCGAUGACGAGGACGGAGCUGACGAUGCGGAAGACGAGUCGUCGACGGCGUCGUCGCUGGUGCAGAAGCAGGGCGAGCGGGUGAUGAGCGAGCAGGUGCUGGCCCUGCUGGACCACUUCCGGCAGGAGGACCCCAAGGGGCUGCCGGGCGCGCCCGUGCCCGAUCCCAUGGACAUCCCGGACAGCACCAAGUCCUUCACCGGCGCCCGCAUCACGCUCAAGGAGUCCAAGGUCUACGGCCUGUCGCAGUUCCGCAUCGAGCACGUCCGCACCAACCUCAAGGACACGCAGAUGUCGGUGGGUGUGAGCAUCGAGAAGCUGGAGGUGGUGGGCAGAUACACACUGCGCGCCUGGCUGUCGGGCUCGCACGGCCCCUACACAGUCACCAUGACUGGAGUCCAGGUGGAGGGCCUCGCCAUGCUGGAGGUGCAGCGUGACGGCAGCCUGGCUGCCGAGGAGAUACAGAUGGACAUCUCCUUCAGUGACAUCGACAUGAACUUCGAGAACCUCGGCUUCAUGGGCACUGUCUUCCAGGGAAUCCUGAACUCAGUGGGUACGUUCAUCUUCGACAGCAUCAAGCCCUUCAUCUUGAAAGAGGUCAACAAGAACGUGCGUGGCGACAUCAACAAGAACGUCGCCAAAAUUCCGCAGCGCUUCCCCAACUCCAUCUCUCCAUUUGACACGGCCAUGUUCGACGUCCGAAAGAAGAUUCGGGAGAUGGGCUACGAUCCCAUGGGAGUGCCCAACUUCACCUGGGAGGGCGGACACGGAACAGUUGUGGUGGACCUCUCCGGGAUGAUGAUGACCGGUCUGGCCACCUUCCACCGAGUGGGUGAGGUGACCAUCGACAUGGAGCGCAAAGUGGUGAGCGCGCAGAAGCUGAUGAAGGUGCGCCGGCGCGUGGUGGCCGCCUCCAACGGCACGUCGGGCGACACGGCCGUCUACGACGCGGCCGACAACAGCACGGCGAACGCGGCGCAGUUCGAGGAGGAGGUGGAGGAGCUGGUGGUGUUCGAGCGCCGCGUCGACCCCGAGGACGAGAAGUGGGCGCGCGAGCCGGGCGUCACCUUCAUCGAGGAGAGCAACGUGCUGACUGCGCACGCGCAGGUCGGCACCAAGCGGCUGCGCGGCUCCUGCCACUGGGACGCCAGCCUGGCCGGGCUAGUCACCAGCUCGGGGCUCGCCAGCUUCACCGUCGACUACAUACAGGUGGCGGUGAGCGUCAGUCAGCCGCUGGACACCCGCAAGCGGCCCACGCUGGACAGCCUGCUGGUCCGCAUCGGCAACAUCCAGGCGCGCAUCGACGGGCUGGGCACGGCCGACUACGUGGCCGAGCUGAUCGUGAACGUGCUACCCAACCUGCUGCGCCAGCAGAUCAUGUCCGCGUUCGCCGAGCCGCUGCGCCUGCGCGUCCAGAAAGAGCUGCUCUCCAUGGACGUGGACCGAGAGCUGCGCCGUCGCCUGCCCGAGAUGGACCAGGUGUUCUCCCAGCUGCAGCAGGAGCGAAACCAGUAGGCGGCCGUCUGCUCCAGACAGGCCCCCCACAACAGUGACACUGACAGCGAGGCUGUCCGACAGUGAGCUCACGUAUUACCCGACGAGGCCAACUGGGGUCCCAGCCAGAGGGUGUUCGUGACCGAGGAGCGCACUGUCCGAUAUUCUGGGAACAUCAAAGGUCUAGCAACCUUUAAAUCAUUGGCUGUACCCACGCCAUCGACAAUACUUUUUGCAUACUAUGUCUUGAUCUUCAUUUAUUCUCUGGUAGUAAGUGUGAAUCUACGUUUGGUCUAAACAAACCACUUAAGGGGGGCAGGACGUCAAACGGGCCGACUUGGAGCAUCACAGGACAUUUUAAUUUCCAGUGUCUAUACUUUUACAAAUAAAUUCGUAAAACUUUGUCAGCAUCACCAGGAAGGAUUCAGGAUUCACACUCAUUGCAGUGGAAGUUCGAAAACAUAACAAAAUAAAAAUUUUUUGCGUGUGAAAAUUCAUCAUUUUUUCACUUACUAAUGGCAGCAUUUGUUGCUAUAGGUACACUUUUCUUCAUACGUUAGAGAGAUUCUUCGAUGCAUUUUGCACAGCAUACAUACCACACUUACAGGUGCAUGAAACUCUAGCAUUUAUUUAAUUUAUGAAAAAACGAAUGAGCUGUUGUAUUUUAAACUUCAUGUUUAGAAAAAACAUAAAUUUUGUAGUUAACUACUUCAAUUUUUACCACAGUUUUUAAUAGAUUUGGAAAAUUCUAGAGUUUCGUACACCCUUAAAUAUGGUUUGUAUGCUGUGCAAAAUUCAUCGAAGAAUCUCUCUAACUUAUGAAUAAAACUGUACCUAUAACAACAAAUUCAGCCAUUAGUAAGUGAAAAAGUGAUGAAAUUUCACAUGUAAAAAAAUUAUUUCGUUAUGUUUUACAAUUUCCACUGCUAAGAGUGUGAAUUCUGAAUCCUUCCUGGUCAUGCUGACAAAGUUUUAUAAAUUUAUUUGUAAAAGUAUAGACAGUGGAAAUUGAAAUGUCCUGCUCCAAGUCGGCCCGUUUGACGUCCUACCCCCCAUAAAGCAGUGGGCUCCUCGCCUGUUCCAAUCUAAGGCCAGCCAUCCCUUCUACAGUCUUCUGGUGUCUCGUUUUCCUUGUCGUUUGUCGUUCAAUACUUGUUUUGUUAGUGUGCCUCCUGUCAUCCAGUCAAUAUACUCUAGUCAUUCUUAGCCCCCUUCUUUUUAUUCCUUUGUCAACUAAAUAAAUCCCCCCCCCCUCCCCCCAGCUCUGAUGUCUCCAUUUUUCAUCUAAUAUCUCACACUGGGACCCUUCUGGGUGCCUCAUAAAUUUCAUUUCAGUGGUCAGCAUACGCGGUUCGCCAUGCUUUCGUGUUGCCGAGAAAGCUGUAGCCGUUGCUUGAUCAAAUUUAAUUUUUGUUUUGUCGGUUUAUUGACCAGUGCUGUGUGUGCUGUGCCACGCACUACCUGAUAUGUAUUGCAUUUAUUCCAUAUGUAUAAUGCCUUUUCCUUAAAAGGCAACAAUAUUUUUGUGAGAGCUAUUAAAUGUGCCUUCCACGCAUAUGUGGUUCACAAAAUACAGUGGCAUUUGGAGAUCUUGCCCACUGUCUUACAAAAUUAUUUGGUCUCCAUCAAAUGCCGUUGUGUCUAUCCAGUUAUCUGUUCCUGUGAUAAUGUCCCAGUUAAUCUUCAUUGUCUGUUAUCAAGAAAGUCUUCAAUAAAAAAAAUACCAAAAAGUGUGGGCGAUAAGCUAACCCAUGUCUCUUAUCUCUGUUAAGCGUUAUGGUUCCAGUCAUCACUUUACUCAUGUUUAUUAUAAUUCUUGUUUCUCGAAUUCGGCUUGGGGUACUCUCGUCAAUUUAAAAUACUCCAUGAAAUAAAAUUCUGUUACUUCAUUUUUUUUCCUGAAGACAUAACAGACACGUACUGUGAAUCAGUGAUUGCUGCCUACGAAAGUAUGUCGAUUAAUAUUGCAUGUCUUUUGCUAUUCACACCGACACACACUCAGGUAUGGCCAUACCACUGGCUCGUCUAUACAUCUGCGUUCCAUCGCGGUCGACAGGGAGACUGUAGCGUCUCUGCUUCUAAGAAUCCAUAAGUGGCCAACGGCCUCUCGAAUGGAGCACUAGAGAGCUGAACACAGAAUGUUCAACUGUGCAAGUGACUGUAAGGUGAAUUCAUCCACAUAUGUCAUGCGGGUGUGCACUGCACUGGGGGAAAAAGGUCACUCUUACCAGAUCUUCAGUAUCACACUUACUGCAAGAAGAAUGUUGAUCAUACUUCUUUGUUGGUCGUGGUGAAAUCUCAUCGCUCUUCUUCCCCCCUCCCCCCCCCCCGGUUACCACCCCUGCCCUCACCCCUCCCCCUUGCUUCUCCACUCACCUCUAUCUAAUGUCGAAUCUCUCUAUUACUGUUAUUUAUUCAACUCAAACGCUUUUCCAAUACGUUCCACUGCCUUCUCCUGCAAUGGUAACAACUGAACUGGUGUGUGACUAUUGGUAGCCACGUACCAAGUUGACUCCUGCUAGUGUGGGACCACAGUUGGCUUUAUCGAGUAAUAGAUCACCAAAAAGUAAAAUUUAUUUUGCGGAAUCACUGCACUCCAGUAACAAAUAUAAGCUACAAUGAGUUAGUGUAUUAGGGAAAUCGUGUUGCAGUCUGUUGUGAAUGAACUUUAACAACAACAACAGCAGCGACGUAACAUUAUUCAGCCAAAGAUGAAAGUACACUUUGAGACAAGAAAAAGAAGUGCUAUGAGAUACUGAUAGUUUAAUGGACCAUUUAACUGUAUAUUAUGGUGUGAAAUGUUUUAUUCUGUGUAUGUUAUUUAAAAGAUCUGUACCAGCUUGAAAGAAGUAUUUUAGAUCAACGAAUGACGAA